Messenger RNA from Drosophila gunungcola (fruit fly), 2133 nucleotides. RefSeq lists its product as uncharacterized. The transcript has 2 exons. The record is from RefSeq and is a predicted model, not a curated record. NCBI's taxonomy places the organism in Eukaryota, Metazoa, Arthropoda, Insecta, Diptera, Drosophilidae. The coding region runs from base 870 to 2012 and encodes 380 amino acids.
UUGUGUCAAUUGAGAAAGUGAAAAAAAAAUGUAAUUAACAAAUAACAAACAACAGUAUGUAUCUAAAAGUUGUUUUAACUUUUUCAUUCCCUGUACAGCAUAAUGCCAAAAAUUAAUCAGGCUAGUGCUUGUUAAUAUUUGUGUUAAUUGAAAGGAACGAAUCUGUUUUGCAUUCCUAAACCUUUUUUCCAGUAAUUUUACUUAACCUACUAAACAUGGUUUUUAGUGCUUGAAUUCAGUACUAUAGAGUCGAUACUAUUAUAAUUUUGUCUACAAUUUUCUUUUCGUAUUGUGUUUAUAUGUGAACUAAAUAAAAUAUAAGCUGUUGCAUUUGUCCAAAGCCUUAACAAAUAAUUUAACUAAGUUACUGUGGGUAUAAUAUUGCUGUUUUCUAUUUUAUUGUAAUAAUUUAAGAUUAUCAAAAAAAGGUCGCUUAUAAUGACUGUUAUUCUUUGUGACGCCUUGCUUAAAUUCUAUCCAGUUGGUAACGACAUUGACAAUUCUAAAUAGAGUAUGCAGGCUGAUAAAAGGAAUUUCUCAAUUUUCUAUAAGAUAUUUAAGAGCCCCAACUUCAGAGACACUUUCUUUAUCGCAGCCCUGUGGCGUCCGCAGGUCACCCAGAUACAUCGAUUCGACAUGCCGGGCGACAGUGGCGUCGUCGUCAAGCCAAACAGAAGCGGCAGCGGCAGUGAGACGGCAACUGGCAAAGCAACCAGUCAUAAGCCAAAGCCAUAGUCAUCCGCCGGCGACGAGGAAGAGGACAACUCAGCACCCGAGCUAGAAACGCUGGCAUACGAUUUGUGUAGCCCAUUAAUAUGCACAGGAUUUAAUUAGCCAUAGAAUCCGGACGGAGGGUGACGGAGGCUAGAAUGCGACCCAUUUGGGAGUCGGCCAGCAGGCCGCUGUUUGUGCGCUCCGUGUGGCAGGAGGCGAUCGGGAGGCGCCACUUCAUCCUCGACUACGAGCCGCGACAGAGGCAGCGCUGGAAGCGCCAGAAAACCAGGCUGAGAGGCAGCGACCAGCAGUCGCAAUCCUGCGAGUUCUACGAGCAGUCCACAGAGGAAAGCGAGGAGUACCUGGACGAGUACCUGCUACUGGACGCCACCAAGCUGACGCUGCAGCAGCAACAAUCGCUGCCCGCCUUGGGUGGGCGGCCGGGCCCCGCCCCUUCGUUGGGAGGCGGUCAGCGGGAUCAGCGGCACAACAGUCGCCAGUCGAAGCGUCGAGCCUGGCUGCUGAGCCGCGGGCGCACCUAUCACCUGGAUCACCAGAUGGACCACCAUUCGCGGCGAAGCUCCUUGCAAGAUGCAGCCAGCAGUCUAACCACGACGGCCAACAAUCCCGAGGAGCGUCUGGCCGAGAGGGUGCUCCACUGGCUGGAUUUGGCCGGACGCACGGACAUAGUGAAGGAGGCGGUGCCGGUGCCCAGUCCACCAGUGGCCACCAGUAGUGCCCAGUUGGCCAAAUCCGCCCACAGGCUGCAGCGCAGUCAGCAUCGCAGUAUGAGUCUCAAGCGAGUGGCGGCUGCGGCGGCAGCGAAUCACCAGCGAUCGGUGGCCAGAAAGCCCAUCGCCAAGCCACCACCCUCCGCCCAGCAGGUCACCACGUCCCCCGCCUCCAUCUCCGCCUCCAAUGCCAAUGCCAAGCCCAUAACCAUAAUCUUCAACAAGGAGGGUGUCCCAGUGCGUUUAAAUAGACCUGCUCGCAACAUCGAUCUGUGCACCCUGAGCAGCAGUGCCAGCACCACGCGAAGAUUGGCCGGACAGCUGGCCUCGGCCCGCCUGUACAGUGGAGCCAGUGCAUCCCCGCUGACGGAGGACAGCCGCACGCCGCCGCUCAGCAGCCGGGGAAUGGCAUCGGCCGCCUCGGAUAGCCGGAAACAGCUGCACAUCUUCAUGCCCAGCCUCCCGAAGAAGGGUUUGCUGGCAGUGGGAUCGGCGGCUGGCAGUGGCAUUGGGGGUUCUGGCGAGGAUGCCCUGAGCACCAGCUUCAGUGAGCUUUGCCAGCUAUAGACAGCCUCAUUUUGAUUUUGAUUUAAAUUUGUACUUUACAAUAUGAUGCGACUUUACAAAGUUUCAAAUAAACGUUAUGCAAUUCAUUUUGAAAACCCAGUUCUAUUUUAAAAUAUUCAUG